Messenger RNA from Cooperia oncophora, 636 nucleotides. The record is from the annotation of a GenBank genome assembly. Lineage: Eukaryota; Metazoa; Nematoda; Chromadorea; Rhabditida; Trichostrongylidae.
AUGACAAAGCAAAAGCAAAAAGCAUCACUAAAAUGGACUGAAACAUUUCUCGGUGAACCAAAGGUGACAAAUCAACAGAUAGAGCUCAAUAUUUCUACAAAAUCGCUGACUAUUAUUCAUUCUGAUUCGAGAGAGCCUGAAAAGGUAAAUCGACUGAUUGCUCGGCACAGCAUUGAGCUGGUCUCCUUCGCAGCACAGGGAUCAGAUGAAACGAACACUGCUGACAUGUUUGGAUAUAUAGCAAAACUUCGUAAUGAAACCGAUAGGCGUUGUCAUGUGUUCCGGUUUGAAGACGUACCAAGAAUAAUGCAUAUCAUCGAUGAUGCUAUCCGCUUGGCUACACUAGACAUGUCGCCACCAAUGGCGCCGCCCAUUCAACCAACUUCUGGCUUAGUCAAUAUUGACCCGACAUUCGUCCAAGAGCCUAAGCGACAACCUCUGGCGCCAUCGCCUCGGACAGUCAGGAAUCAAAUACCGGAUCGGCCUUCUCCAGAACCUGGCGGAUCGGGUUUGAGAGAAGAUCCAAACGGGCUUCUUGGUCUGGAUUUACGUGAUAAGCCGUGGUUCCAUGGUGAACUCAAUCGUGCUGGUGCUGAGUACCUUUUACACAAGGAUGGGGACUUUUUAGUCCGGUAG